This is a messenger RNA of Staurois parvus, 324 nucleotides long. The record is from the annotation of a GenBank genome assembly. NCBI's taxonomy places the organism in Eukaryota, Metazoa, Chordata, Amphibia, Anura, Ranidae.
UUGCAGGAAAAAACGUACGACCAUCUGUCCGCCAACUGAAGCUCCGCAGAGGAUGGGUGAUGCAACAGGACAAUGACCCAAAGCAUACAAACCUCUCUAGCAAUACACAAUUUUUUACAAAUUGAGCAUGUGCAGAGUGACUCCACACGAUAUGUCUUAUCAGUAGAUAAGAGGGGAGCACUGGAAGAAGAGGAGGAUCAGAGAAGACAGGAUAAAACAGCGUUUUUUUACACAUUGCAGAGGAUUAACUCCUUAGGUUCCACAGUAAGUAUAACAAGCAUGCUUUACUGCAUAUACAGACUGAUUGUACUGUUGUGGGUUUAG